Messenger RNA from Bactrocera oleae (olive fruit fly), 1674 nucleotides. RefSeq names its product Jumonji domain containing 7 (gene JMJD7). Gene Ontology annotation, molecular function: 2-oxoglutarate-dependent dioxygenase activity. NCBI's taxonomy places the organism in Eukaryota, Metazoa, Arthropoda, Insecta, Diptera, Tephritidae. The record is from RefSeq and is a predicted model, not a curated record.
CUUGAAUUGAAAUUUGUUAAAAAUUAUCUAUGUACAUAUAUACAAAUCUAAAAGUCUCGGCUUUAUCUGAGGUGCGCAAACAGCUGACAAUAAAGCUUAUUAGUGGUGAAUUCGGGCAUGGUGACAUUUCCAAUAUUGCCAGUUUACAAUGGUUUUGAUUGAAUUAUUAAAUAUGGAAAAAUUCGCAAUGUGCGGCCAAUAUUGAAAAGAAAAGGCAAUAAAUUUUUUGUUUUGAUCGCUAAAAACCAUUGUAUAAACCUACUAAUAUAAUAAUAUUUUGAUACAAUUAAUAAUAUAUUGGACAAAACUAUGUAAAUUGUCAAAUGUCAAUUUUUUGCGUAUGGGUUAGUGAAAAACUUAGGAUUGGUUACUUGCAGAUUUAUACAAUGUUGAAAACAUGAUAAAAACUAAGAUAUCACUACAUAAUCUCAAAUAAAAAGACUUCAUGGUUAUCUCUCCUGGUUUAUGUCGAACGUAUGGUAAUAAACACAGUGUCACGUGCUCCUUUUACAACAAGCCAUGGAAAAUAUUACAGCAGCAUUAAAUGAACUCUUGAGGGAAGCAAAUGAGCUAUGUAUAGGAACGGAAGUUGUAAUACUGGAUAAAAUACCAGAACCACUUGUAUUUGCGCGUGAUUUCUACGCUAAAAACCAGCCAGUGGUUAUAAGGAAUGCAGUGAAACAUUGGCCAGCGGUUAAAAAGUGGAACUCUGCUUACCUUGAGCAAGUACUUGGUAAAAAAUUGUUAGAUGUGACAACAACGCCAAAUGGUUACGCGGACGGUUUGGCCAAACAACGUGAAACUGAGUAUUUUGUACUACCGCUUGAAGAAAAGAUGUGCAUGAGCGAUUUCUUGCAAAAACUAGAUAAUCCUACUGGUCCUAUACAUUAUAUUCAGAAACAAAAUUCAAAUUUUAUAACUGAUUUUCCAGAAUUGGCUGAUGAUAUUAAUAUUAAAGACUUGGACUUUGCGGAGCAAUGUUUAAAUAGUCCCCCAUUGGUAAAUUUUUGGAUGGGUGAUAAACGUGCAGUUACAUCAAUGCAUAAAGAUCCAUUUGAUAAUUUAUACUGCGUCAUAUCAGGAUACAAAGACUUUAUUUUACUACCACCGCACCAAGUAGUAAAUAUUCCGCGACAACUUUAUCCCGUAGGAAAGUACCAACGAAAUGAAUCAGGCCAGUUUUAUAUUGAGCCUGUACAAAUGGACAAUAAUGAAAGUCAGCCGUUACGAACAGAGUGGAUAAGUAUUGAUCCCUUAGCACCAGAUUUUUCCAAAUAUCCAAAAUUUGCAAAUAGCCAACCAUUGCAUGUGCGUGUGAACGCCGGUGAUAUCUUGUUUUUACCCAAUUUUUGGUUUCACCAUGUGCAACAAAGUCAUAAAUGCAUAGCAGUGAAUUUUUGGUACGAUAUGGAGUUUGAUAGCCGUUAUUGUUUCUUCCGAAUGCUGGAAAAACUUGUGGAAACCCAAAAUUAUUAGAUAUUAAUUUUCGAUUUUUUUAAAUUUCUCAAACAUACGAAACUGUAUAAUACCAAAAACAUAAAAAUAAAAUAUUAAUUGCAACUAACCUUUUAUCAGUAGGAAUACAUGAAAGUUGUGAAGUUUCUCACUAACUAACACAACUACUUUUAGCACAAGUAAAUAAUGUUUGAAAUAAAAUAGUAUUUUAGAUCCAAA